Molecule: messenger RNA, 315 nt
Organism: Halteromyces radiatus
Lineage: Eukaryota; Fungi; Mucoromycota; Mucoromycetes; Mucorales; Cunninghamellaceae
Exons: 1
Source: RefSeq, a predicted model, not a curated record
GGUCGUAUCACAUGUCCGCCUGGCAAAGUAUGUAUCAACGAAGAAUGUGUAGAUCCACCCUCAUGUGCCGAUCAUGGGCAGCGGUGUGAUAAGAAAGGAUGCUGUGAUGAGUUACAUUGCCAUUGGCGACCAUCAUUCGGUACUGCUGCUCCUCCCGUCUGCGUGGAAAAUGCCUUUAUUGGAGAAGACUGUUCCAGCGGUAUUCCAUGUGAAGGUACGUCGCAAUGCAUUGGUGGGCGAUGCUCGCUCAAAAGAGGAUCCAACUGUGAUUUUGAUGGCGCCAUAUGUCCCCACGGAAUGAGUUGUCAAGAUAUC